AUGCCUACUCCCUCUCUCUCUCUCUCCCUCUCUCUGACUGGUAUUGUAUUGAUUCUCUCUGUGACUGGUUUUUAUCCAUACUCUCGCUCUCUCCCUCUGGUUUUUCUUUCUCUCUCUGUUUUUUUUUAUUCAUACUCUCUCUCUCUCUCACUGAUUUUGUAUUCCUACUCUCUCUUUCUCUCUCUGACAGGUUUUGUAUUCUUUCUCUCUCUCUCUCUCUCUCUCUCUGGUUUUGUAUCCAUUCUCUCUCUUUCUGACUGGUUUUGUAUCCCUUCUCUCUAUCUCUCUCUGUUUUUGUGUCCUCUUCUCUCUCUCUCUCUUUUGUUUUUGUGUCCUUCUGUCUCCCCCUCUGGCUGGUUUUGUGUCCCUUCUGUCUCUCCCCCUGGUUUUCUUUUGUUCCCCCUUUCUCUUUUUUGUCCCUUCUGUCUCCCCCUGGCUGGUUUUGUGUCCCUUCUGUCUCCCCCCUCUGCUGGUUUUGUGUCCCUUCUGUCUCCCCCUGGCUGGUUUUGUGUCCCUUCUGUCUCCCCCUGGCUGGUUUUGUGUCCAUUCUGUCUCCCCCUGGCUGGUUUUAUGUCCAUUCUUUCUCUCUCUGUUUUUUUUUUUUUCAUAAUCUCUCUCUCUCUCUUUCUGAUUUUUUAUUCCUACCCUAUCUCCCUGACAUGUUUUGUAUUCCUCUCUCUCUCUCUCUCUCUCUCAGGUUUUGUAUUCUUUCUCUCUCUCUAA
Molecule: messenger RNA, 723 nt
Organism: Acanthosepion pharaonis
Lineage: Eukaryota; Metazoa; Mollusca; Cephalopoda; Sepiida; Sepiidae
Source: the annotation of a GenBank genome assembly